Zea mays is the source of this 1446-nucleotide messenger RNA. RefSeq lists its product as uncharacterized. Gene Ontology annotation, biological process: cold acclimation. Bases 82 to 1146 code for a protein of 354 amino acids. Gene Ontology annotation, cellular component: cytosol. NCBI's taxonomy places the organism in Eukaryota, Viridiplantae, Streptophyta, Magnoliopsida, Poales, Poaceae. The record is from RefSeq and is marked validated. The transcript is spliced from 2 exons.
AAGACGAUCUGCGAAACAAACACUAGUGCGUUUGCGAGAGAAACCGAGAAAGAGAAGCUACAGAGUCACUGACCGACCGCUAUGGCAUCGAGGCAGAACACGCGUGAGGCGCGCGCCGAGGCCGACGCGCGGCGCGCCGUGGAGGAGCUGGCUCGGGCGCGGGACGAGCACCUCGAGAAGGCGGAGGUGAACGCCCGCUCGGCCGCGGACGAGAUCGCGCGCUCCCGCGCCGACCGCGGUGCCGCCGGUGGCGGCGGCAUCCUGGAGAGCGUGCAGGAGGGCGCCAGGUCCUUGGCCAGCGCCGUGGGCCGCACCUUCGGUGGCGCCAAGGACGCGACCGUGGACAAGACCUCGCAGACGGCGCACACCGCGGGCGACAAGCUCGGCGAGUACAGGGACUACACCGCCGACAAGGCCCGGGAGGCCAACGACAGCGUCUCGCGUAAGACGGGCGAGACGGCGGAGGCCACCCGGAACAAGCUGGGCGAGUACAAGGACAGCGCCGUGGAGAAGGCGAGGGAGACCAAGGACGCGGUGGCGCAGAAGACGAGCGAGACCGCGGAGGCGACCAAGAACAAGCUCGGGGAGUACAAGGACGCGGCGGCCGGCAAGGCGCGGGAGGCCGCGGACACCACCGCCGGCAAGGCGAGGGAGGCCAAGGACGCGACCAUGCAGAAGGCCCAGGAGACGAGGGACGCCACCGCCGACAAGGCGAGGGAGGCGAGAGACGUGACCAGGCAGAAGGCGGGCGAGUACACCGACGCCAGCAGGGAGGCCGCGCAGGAGGCCAGGGACAGGUCCCGAGCCACAGCACAGACCGCCGCUGACAAGGCUAGGGAGACGGCCAGCACUCACGACACUGAUAGGGAGCAGGGACAAGGUCUGCUGGGGGCGCUGGGGAACGUGACGGGCGCGAUCAAGGAGAAGCUGACGCUGGGCCAAGGUCAGCACGUCGACGUCCGGCUGGGCGGCGAGGACGAGCGCGCGGCGAAGGAACGCGCGGCGGAGAAGGCGGCGUCGGUGUACUUCGAGGAGAAGGACCGGCUGAUGCAGCAGCGUGCGGCGGAGCGGGUGGACCAGUGCGUCGAGAAGUGCGUGGAGGGUUGCGCCGGCUCGUCCUGCGUGCAUCGCCAGGGGAAGAUGUGAUCAUGUGAUGCCGUGGCGCGCGCCCGCCCCUACGUGCCGCCCCCUACUGUGGCGUCCGUGCAUGGUCGAUGAGCGAUAAUAAAUAAACUUGUUAAACUAGUAGCCUCCCGUUGUGUUUAACUUCAUUUCCGGGCCCUUGUUUUGGGCUGUAUGUUUUCGCUCCUUCUGUACUCUGGUAGUGGUACUCUAUCCAAUACACCUGCCGUUCGUUACUACUUACUACCCAUCAUACUACGAUUGUGUUACGAUCAUCAGUUUGUUGGUCAGCCAACGAUGUUUGUCUAAUGUAUUUUACGUUAC